This is a messenger RNA of Actinia tenebrosa (Australian red waratah sea anemone), 1988 nucleotides long. RefSeq lists its product as uncharacterized. Lineage: Eukaryota; Metazoa; Cnidaria; Anthozoa; Actiniaria; Actiniidae. Gene Ontology annotation, molecular function: lysozyme activity. The record is from RefSeq and is a predicted model, not a curated record.
GCAAAUUAAACUUAAACGUUUUACAUAAAAAGCUGCCCAUAUGAGCAUCACUGACUAUUAUCGGCUCAACUGUUAGUGGGAACAGAACCUCAUUCAACUCAACAUGCGUUGGUACGUACUGUUAGCUUUGGUAGUGAUCUUCACUUUAUUAGUCAUAGAAGAGUCCGAGAGUUGGGGACGACGUAGAUGGAAAAGGGUAAGGGUUCGCCGUGCUGUUCGGCACGUCCGCACGAGAAGAAUUCGCCGUUUUGUUCCCGUCCGUACAAGAAGACUACGCCGCAUUGUUCGCGUUCGUACAAGAAGACUACGCCGCCUUGUUCCCGUCCGUACAAGAAGACUACGCCGUGUUGUUCGCGUCCGUACAAGAAGACUACGCCGCCUUGUUCGUCGCGUCCGUACGAGAAGACUACGCCGCCUUGUUCGUCGCGUCCGUACGAGAAGACUCCGUCGUUCCAUUCGUCGAAAAAUCCGCCGUAUUCGGUUCCGUACCAAAAAGCUUAUUCGCAUCCGCACACGAAGAGUCCUAAAAAAAUUCAAGAUAAAAAAAUUAACGAGAAAAGUCAAGAAAUUGUUAAAGAAAGUCAAGAAACUCCCACCUUUCAAAAAGCCCGGCGGAAAAUGGUGGUCAAAACUUCAAGACUGGAUUAAAGGUAAAAUUAUAGCCAGCAAGGAAAUGUUACAGAAAUGGGGGUCGAAGCUGAAAGGUCUGAUAUCGAAGGAAAAAGAACCACCAGAAGAAGGAACUUCUGGCCCUGGCGUCCAACCUACUGAUGGCUCUGGCGUCCAACCUACUGAUGGCCCACCUCCUACAAAAGAUCCUUUCCUAGAAGUAAAGCAAGGAAAUUUCACUUUUGAAGCUGAAGGAGACGACAAUUCAUCCAGUCCUUAUUUCAGCCGCAAACUACACGUUUUCAGUAACACUUCCGGGGUGACCGUUGGGCGAGGAUAUGAUGUGAAAGAAAAAAUGAUAUUGCAGAUCAAAAGAGACCUUACCCUUGUGGGAAUACAGAACUCCAUUGCCAUGAGGCUGAUGAAUGCUAUUCAUUUGGAAGGGGACAGCGCAAAGAUAUGGAUUAAGAACAACAAACUUGAAAGCUUCAUGAUAACCACACAACAACAGAAAAAGCUGUUCGAGCUAGAAUACCCGAGAAAACUGAACAAGGCAAAGACAACUGUUGAGAAGUACUCCAAGACAGGCCUAAAGUUUGACCAUCUGAAACAAGUCGUCAAAGACUUGAUAGUGGACAUCUUUUAUCGAGGUGACUACUCCAUGAGUGACUCUGACCAAGACAAGAAAGAAUGCUCUCAAAUCAUGCAAGAGGUCUUCGAUCAGUCCCAGACAAGCCUGAAGCCAAUGACUGUACUGAUGUUGGACGAAGAGUUCUGGUUGAACUUCGUGCGUGUUGACAUAGGCAGGUACUACAUAAGAUCCAACUAUAUUGCAGACGCUUGCGAGAAGGAUGCGAAUUGCGACGUGGGUUCUUGAACCUAGAUGAUCUACACGGCACGUCACAAGACUGUAAUCGUUAAGAAAACUAUACUAGAAGUAAUCCACACUAAUUUGUUUAAUCUGGAGUCCUAUAUACACUUCAAUCAAUCAAUCUGCUUCAUGUUCUUUGUCCUUUAGUUCCUCUGUUUUCAUGUUUCUUGCUAUUCCAUUCUCUGGGAAGGCUCAACUAAUAUCACGGUCCCAUCUUCAUGCUUGUUUACCAUCCUCAACCCUGAUUCCAUUGAAUUAAGCUGCAUUUUCCUAAAAAAACAUUUUUCCAUUGUGAACAAGCAUUUAUAUCCUCUCCUAUUGCCUUAGUCUCAGGACCACGCAUUGUUUUGCUAUCCUAUAGUCUGUUUUAUUCAUUCAUUCCCUACGAUACGCAGAUUGAAUUACUGGUGUUAUUGGACUAAUAAAUAAAUAACUGCAAAUAUUGCAGACAAUAAAUUAGAAAAUUAAUAAGCGAUCGUAACGGGAUGUAAAAUGGCAUUAAAGAAUC